Mesorhabditis spiculigera is the source of this 2574-nucleotide messenger RNA. The record is from the annotation of a GenBank genome assembly. Lineage: Eukaryota; Metazoa; Nematoda; Chromadorea; Rhabditida; Rhabditidae.
AUGCGAUCGGGUCUCCCGAUCGUGGGUCUGCUGCUGCUUGGGACCCUCGUUUCGGCAGGUCGUGAGAAGGACGAUGAUGAAAAAAGCCCAAAACAAAGCGAAACAACGACCGCCUCCCCGUCAGAUGACACGACGACCCCAGACCCCGAUUUUCUCGAUGUCCGAAAAUUGAUUAGGGGCUCCAUCGACUCGCUCGCCGAACUGCCCAGCAGCCAACGACCAAAUCGAACCAACGAGCUGUACAAGCUUCUCGAACUGCCCGCCGCCAUUCUCCAGGACAUUGCCGGUGCACCGGUGGUGACCACCACCACGGAGAUGGCCAAGGUAUCCGACAGCGCAGCCCCUUUCGUGCAGCUAUCCUCAUGGGAAGAGGAAGAACGGGCCAGGCUGGAAGAAGCUCGUCGAAGGGAGGAGACGCUCAAACGGCUCGCCGUGGAGCGGAGGCUUAUCGAAGAGGCUCGCAUCCGGGCCGAAUCACAACGACGGGCCGCCGACGCUGAACGGCAACGAAUUGCCGCGGCACUGGAGUCAGUCCGACUGGCUGCUUCUAUGACCACCACCACUGUUACCACCCCGGCCGCCACCGGCUCCACCAAGCCCCCGUCCCCUUCCAUGUUCGGUCUCCCACCCAUCGAUUUCCACAGGCUAUUUGGUGCUCAACCCGGCCCGCAGUCUCCGGUCCUCCCGGCCGUGAAUCAAGGGGCAGGCCCUCAAUACGCCUAUCAGCCGGUGAUCCAGUCGGAUGGCACUACGUAUUACCAGCAAGUGCUCAUCGUCCCCAGCAGUCUGCCGAUGCCCCUCCCUGCUGCUCCACAGAACAAUAACACGGCCCAGACACCAACCACCGAGGCGCCAACCACCACCGAGACACCCUCGACCACCCCCGAAAAUAGCGUCGAGCUGGAGGCCCCGCGUAAACUGGACUUCCACAAAUCGGUGUCGACGAAGAAGAAGUUCAAAACGUACAGCUCGAAGACGGUGCAAACCGAUCAGCCGCUCAGCUCCGAGCACUCCGAGAAGACGAUGGAGGAGACGCUAGUGGAUGGAGAGCAGAGCGAUGAUAUGUUUCGUGAAGUGAAAAAGGGCCGCUCGACCCUGGUGACGACGAUGCUGCCCACACUCGAGGAGCAGCGCCGUGUCGCCCAGAUUUUUGCUGAUGAAUCGACGCCCACCACCGCAGCGUCGAGGCGGUUUUAUCGGGUGAAAGCCGUCUCGCCCUACUUUAUGCGAUCGACGGAUAAUGCGCGAAAGGGGAAACUGCUUGGACAGUUGAGACGCGAUCCGAACAUUGAAGGGGAAAGUCUAUCCGACGCCCCGCCCCCAAAAAAGCACCUGAAGCGCCGCAGGUCCUGGAGACGUGAGAUCCACCGUGCCACCACCGAGGUCCCGACAACAACAACGACCGCUGAAGUAGAGGAAGAGAUUAAUACUACAACCCAGGAACCCACGACGAAGCGCUUGAGGAAAAUGCGGCGUCUGGAGAUCAGAAGAAAACCCAUCACCAAGGACAUGAACGAACAAAAGCUGGCCGUGUCGAAAUGGAGAAAAGCGACCGCCGAGCGGGUCCAGAAGCAGUUCGAGCCUGAGCAAGACUUCAAAACAACGCCAACCACCACCACUACGCAAAAUCCACAACAGAUGGACGAGGCCAUCGACAACGCGGCUGAUGCGGUCGAGCGGGAGCUCGUCAGGACUAGGGCCGAGGCCAUGGAGAGCAUCACCACGGAGAAGCCCAAAAGGAAGCACAAGAAGCUGAGGAGACGCCAUAGGAAACAUAGAACGAUUGCUGCGAGCACGAGCUUCGGAGAACGCAGGAUGCCACAAGACGACGAAAAGAUGAUGACCAAACGUGGAGGCGCCCCUCUGGCUAUCCGCUCGAGCGAGGAUUUCAACAUGGCCAUGGAUGGAAUCGAAUCUCAAGAAGUCCAGACCCGACCCACCCCGACCACAACCACAGAAACGGCCACUGGAACCCCAGCGCUGGAUGAGAUUGAGAACAGACUGAAGAACGCGAAGGUAUCGAAAAACCGACGUGUAUCGGCGCGGAAAGGGGUCAGCCAAGAGGUAGAGGACGGUCGACUGCACACGUCACGUGAUUUGACAUCAUCCGAGGAACGGAUGCUGAUGGGCGACGAUCUGUCCCGCGAGAUCGAGCGGAUAUUCCAGGAGACGCGGGCGGCAAGAAGGAGGGGCGGGGCCCAUUCGCGAAGUGAAGGAGCCGCCGAGAAGCCAUUGAAGAAGCACAGGCGUAGGAGGCAUCGUCAGCGCGCUGCCAUCGUGACAACAACUGAGGCUCCGACGACGACAACAACUGCUGAAUUGACAACGGCUUCCGAUACUGGGCUCAAUUCCGGGGAGGAGCUGAGCCUUUCCCAGGCGAAUGGCAGAGAACCGAUCCACAUCACCCGACAUCACUGUAAGAACAUUCGCUCGUUUGCUUGGCAAUAUGGAAUGUCCGACGUCACCGACUUUGCACUGACCCAUUGCUCCUACAUCGAAAACUACUAUCCGACCCUGCCGUGCAGCCGAGCCGAGGAAUAUAUGGUCUACUGCCGCCAAUAUUAUAAGCAGAAU